Penaeus vannamei (Pacific white shrimp) is the source of this 1289-nucleotide messenger RNA. RefSeq names its product G1/S-specific cyclin-D2. Gene Ontology annotation, molecular function: cyclin-dependent protein serine/threonine kinase regulator activity. Gene Ontology annotation, cellular component: nucleus; cyclin-dependent protein kinase holoenzyme complex; cytoplasm. The record is from RefSeq and is a predicted model, not a curated record. NCBI's taxonomy places the organism in Eukaryota, Metazoa, Arthropoda, Malacostraca, Decapoda, Penaeidae. Gene Ontology annotation, biological process: mitotic cell cycle phase transition; regulation of cyclin-dependent protein serine/threonine kinase activity.
UGUGUGUGUGGGAGCUGAGGAGAGUGGAUGUACAGCCCUCGCUCUCUGCGCAUCGUGACUUGACUCCAAAAUCUUGAGCCGCUGACUUCUGAGGAUUAUUACGUGAGACUUAUAUGAAAGUGCUGCAAGUCGGAAAGGGAUUAGUGAAUGGUGACUUUUGUUGAUCGAGAAGAGAGUGGAGUGUUCUUUGGUUGAGGAUUUUGUUACGAUUGGAUUAUUUUGUCGCUGAGAGAGCAAAUAACAUGUUGUGAAGUUGGACAUUGACACCGGCUCCACGACCAAGCCUUUUGCUCUCCCAAGUCUUGGUUUAAGUGACACUCGCAACACAAGGAGGAAAAUGGAGGAGUUGUACUGUGCUGAAGUGCCUGCAUGCUCAGAGGGGCCGAUUGCGCUGCAGGACCCCGUGUUACUGCACGACAGUCGCGUGUUGACCAACCUGUUGCAGCUGCAGCCCUUCACCAUGCCGGCACAGAACUACUUCAAACACAUCCAGAGUGACAUCCAGCCGUACAUGCGAAAGGUCGUCACCAGAUGGAUGUUGGAUGUGUGCGAGGAGCAGGCAUGCGAGGACCAGGUCUUUGCUGUCGCGAUCAACUUCCUCGACCGGUUCCUGUGUGCCUGCGUGGUACAGAGGACGCAACUCCAACUCCUGGGCGCCGUGUGCCUCCUGCUGGCGUCCAAACUCCGUCAGUGUCGCCCUCUGUCCAUCGAGCUCCUCGCCUACUACACUGACUACUCCGUCGGCGUUCAGGAGAUCAAGAGCUGGGAACUCCUGCUGGUGUCCAAGCUCGGCUGGGACCUGUCUCCUGUCACGGCCGGCGACUUCGUGGACCACCUCCUGAACCGGGUGCCCGUCCUGGCGCGGGAGCCCAUCGUCAGAAGACACGCCACCACCUUCGUCGCCCUCGCCGCCACCGAGCCCGAGUUCGUGCAGGUGGAGCCCUCGGCCGUGGCGGUGGCGUCCAUCGUCGCCGCCGUGCGAGGCCUCAACGUCGCCGAGUGGGCGGCCAUCCUGUCCAGCCUGGCGGACGCCGUCAACCUGGACGCCCACGCCCUCCAGCCCAUCGUCGAGCAGAUCGAGAUGGUCGUCGAGAAGGAGACGGCGAUCCUCCCUGAAAGCAUGCACGUGCAGCAGCAAGCACAGCAGGCACAGCAGCAGCAGCAGCAGCAGCACCCCACCACGCCCACGAACAAGCAGCAGCCCACCUCGCCCAUGGAGUUUUUUGACGGCAACGAAACUCCGACCGACCUGACGGACAUCCACUUCUGAUGGCGGAAGCGUCAGUAGG